UAUAACAAUUCAAUCUCACCAUUUCUAAAGCUAAACAACCUAUAACCUUCUUUCUUUCAAAAAUAUGGCCGAAACAAUUGUCCCUGUUAUUGCCGAGAAAUUGUUUGAUAAGCUAAUAACCCUUGCUUCUGAUGAAGUGUCUUUGACAUUUGGUGUCAAGAAUGAUGUAGAACAGCUUAAAGACACUUUAGAUACUAUCAAGGUUGUUCUCUUUGAUGCUGAAGAGAAACAGAAUCAUGACCCGAAGCUGAGAGUUUGGCUGAAAAAGCUUAAGGAGGUUUGCUAUGAUGCAGAAGAUGUUUUAGAUGAAAUUGAGGUGGAAAAUCUGCAUAACCAAGUGGUGAAUCGUCAGAGCAUUACAAAAAAGGUACGCCACUUUUGUUCAUCAUCAAAUCCAAUUGUUUUCCGUUUUACGUUGGGGCAUAAAAUUAAAGAGGUCAACAAAAGGUUAGCAAAAAUAGCAGCUGAUAAGAAUGAUUUUAAUCUCACUGAAAAAAUCGAUAGCAAUCAUGUUAUAGUUUGGGAUAGGGAAACCCACGCUUUUGUUCGUGAUUCUGAUGUUAUUGGUAGAGAUAAAGAUAAAGAGAUGAUUAUUGAAAGGUUAUUGCAACCAAGUUAUGGUCAUGAAAAUGUUUCUGUUAUUUCUAUUGUUGGGAUAGGAGGUCUGGGAAAAACCACACUUGCGAAAUGGGUGAAUGACGAUAAAAUUGUGAGUGACCAUUUUAAUUUGAGAAUGUGGGUUUGCGUGUCUGAUGAAUUUUCUUUGAAAAGACUUCUAAUUGACAUCAUCAAUUCAGCAACUGAGCAAAAAUGUAUUCACAUGAGUUUAAACCAAUUGCAAGGUAAACUACGUGAUGUUAUAAGUCAUAAAAGAUAUUUGUUAAUUUUGGAUGACGUGUGGAAUGAAGUUCAUGGGUUGUGGUUGGAAUUAAAAUGUUUACUAAAUGAAUGUGUUAGUGGAAGUAAAAUUUUAGUAACCACACGUAGUGAACGUGUUGCCUCAACUAUGGAUACUGUAUCUACACACAAGUUAGAAGGUCUUGCUUUUGAUCAAUGUUUGUCAAUAUUUGUUAAAUGUGCAUUUAAAGAAGGGCAAGAAAAACAACAUCCCAAACUUAUAGAGAUGGGAAAAGAAAUUGUAAAAAAAUGUGGAGGGGUUCCACUGGCAGUAAGAGCAUUAGGAGGUCUUCUCCAUUCCUCAACUUCUGAACAAGAGUGGAUAAAUGUGAGAGAUAAUGAGGUAUGGAAGUCGGAUCAAAAGGAGAAUAGCAUUUUACCUGCUCUAAGAAUAAGUUAUAAUAAGUUAUCACCUCCUUUGAAACAAUGUUUUGUCUAUUGUUUUGUAUUUCCAAAAGACAUCGAAUUUCAUAGUAUUAAAUUGAUUCACUUUUGGAUGGCCCAUGGGCUUCUCCAUGCCCACAAUCAAAAUGAAGAUUUGGAAAAUAUUGGCAUGCAAUAUAUAAACGAAUUAAUGUGGAGAUCUUUCUUUCAAGAUAUUAAAGAGUUGGGUAAUGAUGUGUAUGCUUUUAAAAUACAUGAUUUGAUGCAUGAUGUUGCCACAUCAUUGUUUCAAAAUGAGUGCUUAACAGUGAAAGGGAGUAACCAAAUUGCUUGCAAAACUUCUUAUCGACAUUUAUUUUUUCAUGGUGUUGAUGGUCAAGUAGUUACUCUGAACUCUAUACAUAGCUUGAGUAAUGUGAGAAGCGUUAUGUUUUCAUCAAUGAUUGAAGAACAUAUCACUAUUAGCCAAUCUUUUUUGAAAUUACUUAUCUCGAGAUUACAAUUCUUGCGAAUGUUAGAUUUAUAUGAUCUAAAUAUAGAAGUAGUGCCUAAAGGAAUUGGUAAUCUAGAGCAUUUGAGAUAUUUGGAACUAGCAUUUAAUCCUAUUAAAAAACUCCCAAGUUUCAUUUACAAGCUACAAAAUUUGCAAUAUCUAUCAGUGCGCAAUUGUGUGCAACUAGAAGGGUUACCAAGAGAAGUAAAGUACUUAAUUAGUCUUAGAUGGUUCAUCUUAACAACAAUGCAAAAGCAUCUACCAAGCAAUGGAAUUGGCUGCUUGAAUUCUCUUCGACAUUUGGGGAUUCACCGCUGCAGAAAUUUAGAAUAUUUGUGUGAAGAUAUUGGUCUUCUGAGAGCCCUUCGAAGACUAAUAAUUUCUAAAUGUCGAAGUUUAAUCUCAUUACCGCAUGGUGUAAGAAACUUAAGCUCAUUAGAAGACCUUCGUAUCCUGCAUUGUGAAAGGCUUAAUCUUGAUUUGAGCACAGGAUCAGACAAUCAUGAAGAACUCAAUAGCACAGGGCCUCCCCUUCGAUUCCUUGCAAUUUUUGAUCUACCAAAACUGGUAAAAUUGCCGCAAUGGCUUCUUCAGUGUUCGACAAACACUUUGGGAGAAGUAAUAAUUUCUUCCUGUCCAGAAUUGUCAUCUCUACCAGAGGAUAUGAAUAGUCUCAUCUCUUUGAGAAAACUCAAGAUUGAUUGUUGUCCUAAACUGACGGGAAGAUGCAAACCAGAAACAGGUGAAGAUUGGUCCAAGAUUGCUCAUAUCCCCAAGAUUGAACUUGACGGAGAGAUUAUCAAGUCAACCGAAAAUUAGGGGAAACUUGAAUUAAAUUUGUGAGUUUUCAAUCUCAUAAUUCAGCCUUGACAAGGCUGACAAACAUGGAUGAGUUAUUUUAUAUCUAUAUUCAAGUAAACUCGUCGGAUAAUUUUGCUUCUUGUCCUUGAAUACUGUUACAUACCUGAGCUGCUGGGUGUAAUUUUGUUCUCUCAAAUGCCUUGUCUUCCUGGUUUGUUUAGCUGCCCUGAAAUCAAAUAUGCAUUCAGCAAGAGUAGCCUUCUGGUUUAUUUACACAGAACACAUACAACAGCACUUUCAAUGAAAUGUCUUUAUUGAUUGGAAAGAAUAAACAUAGCAGCCCUCCUCACUGCGUUAUUCUGAAACUAAUUCCAGUGAUAACUUUUCUGACUAGAGUGCCAGAACCCCUAGGCCAUAGCCCCCUAAUAUCCCUUCACUGUGGUUUUCCUUGCCUUUCCUCUCCUCUUCUUCUGCCCUUUAUAGGCUGGCAAUCUCCAUUCAGAUCUGCUGAAACCAGCGAGCUCUGCCAUGGCGGAAUCUCUUAUAGGAUAAAUCAUCAGAUGUUUGAUAGGCAGCAGAAGCGUGCAUUAUUGAAAUCAUCUGAGCCACCAGACAAGAAGCAGUGUGUGCCCUAUAAAAUCUCUGGUGCUUUCUCAUACUUUUGAGAUUGAAGCUGUAAUUGAGCUUUAUUUUUUUUUUUUUGGAUUUACAUAAUCUUUUCCAGACUGAGAAGCAUCUUAAAGAUGUGAUGGUCCAGCUUUAGCUCUUAUUGUUGAAAGACUGAAAGCGUAUUGUGGAUCUCAUGGUGUGUAUAUGGCAAAGUGGUUCAAGUAAUUUUCCCUUCUCCUUGUACACCGUUUAUAUUUUGCAUGCUAAUUGGGUUUCUCUUAGUAUUACUUGAAUCUGCAAAAGUAAUGUCAAUGGGGCCUACAUCUCCAGACAGCUCGAAGGUUGCAAAAUCUACUUCUAAUUGUUUGUUGAAGCAUGGAAGCAGGACUAUAUCUUUUCGGCAUUCCAACUAAGGGUGCAAAGGCAUAUUCAAUUGCGUCUGUUGAAGAUAUAGCUGUCCAAUAACAGGCUUUGUUAAAUGUCAAGGAUUCAAAUAAGGAAGAGAACAGCUGUUGGUAGAUUUAAGUUAGAAGAGCCACGGAUAGAGCAGAUCCAAGAUUUUGAGAAUGAUAUGAUGAGAUUUUUCAGAGAGGAUUUGCACAGAUUUUAAGAAGCAAGUUUAUGGACUCGAGAUGCUGCAGAAGGAUAAUCCUGAUCGCACUGCAUCCUUUGUUGUCCUUAUUAAUCUCUUGCGUCCAUUAGAUCCUUCAAGGUGGCCUUCACCUGUGACUAAUGAGUCGCUUCGAGAAAUCAGAGGUUUUCUGAUCUGCUUGUAAAAUGCCUCAUCAAACUCAAUAAGGUUGUUGCAAGCCUGACAGAAGAACGGGACACUGAAAUAAGAAAAGCUGCUCACAAGAUUUUAGAGGCUUCCUCAUGCUGUCCAGGAGAGUACGCUUGACAGUGUAAUUACUGAGCUUCUACUUUGGCUUUUGGAUGAAAGGGUUCCUCAUAUGGAUGGAUGGCAGCCAACUUUUGAAAGCUCUCAAUGUGUUGGUGCUUAACAUUCUGAAUAAUGCUGAUUGAACUUCAUCCUUUGUUGUCCUUAUUAAUCUCGUGUGCAUUAGAUCCGUCAAGGUGGCCUUCAGCUGCGACUAAUGAGUCCUUUGCUGCCAGAUAUCAGAGGUUUUCUGAUCUGGUUGUAAAAUGCCUCAUCAAACUGACCAAGCUCAGCCAUGCUCCUGUACAAUGCUUCAGGCUAGAUUACAGACCACUUUUCUUCAAUCAACAACAGUACCAAAGCUACAGUCAGUCUGAAUCACAAGAAGGAUGGAAGAUUCAAUAAUGGAAAAAUUUUCAACACAAGAAGAUUCCCAGCAAUUGUAUUUCUGAGUACAGCCAAUACAACUUAAAGGAAGUUCAAUGAUAGACUUGGAUACUAAACACUCAAUUGUAACUGAAACUGGAAACGAUUUGAAAUGUAGUUUGCUGCCUCCAAAGGCCAAGGCCUGCUUCUCUAUUUAUACAAAAUUUUUGGACUCA
Molecule: messenger RNA, 4663 nt
Organism: Mangifera indica (mango)
Lineage: Eukaryota; Viridiplantae; Streptophyta; Magnoliopsida; Sapindales; Anacardiaceae
Product: putative disease resistance protein RGA3
Exons: 12
Coding region: 65-2593 (842 amino acids)
Biological process (GO): defense response to other organism
Molecular function (GO): protein binding; ADP binding
Source: RefSeq, a predicted model, not a curated record